ACGAGAAGGGAUAUGUAUCUUGUCCCCCAAAUGGCGUUUGUAACAGGUUGCAUACAUUUCUAUACCAUGUGGGAGCGGCCUCGGCCCAAUGGUCACGAUUUCGUUUGUUCAUUUACAGUCGAUUGACAGUGUAUUUGUCGUCAUCCUAGAUAGCUAUUUUGAAUCUGCUACGUUAUUUAUUUAUUUUUUUCAAAUGUUUUUUUUUGCUCUUUGGCUCGAAGUGGUAGUGUUAGUACCUUUAUCAUAUUUAUUUAUAUUUGAUUCGAAAGUAUCACUUUGGUUUACGGACUAGGACAUGG
Molecule: messenger RNA, 299 nt
Organism: Bipolaris sorokiniana ND90Pr
Lineage: Eukaryota; Fungi; Ascomycota; Dothideomycetes; Pleosporales; Pleosporaceae
Exons: 1
Coding region: 89-292 (67 amino acids)
Source: RefSeq, a predicted model, not a curated record